AUGCAAAAAAAAACUUGUUCUGUAGCGUGCAUUAAGGCCCACAAGCUUCAAGAUAACUGUACCGGGACUGCCGAUGGGGCAACCAGCUAUUUACCACGAGAAGACCUGAGGGCCGCUGACACUCCUGAUGAGACUAACGUUCUAGUGCAUCGAGACUAUAAUUUUCUAAUGGGGAUGAACAGGCAGUUGGAACUGCUGAAACGCGAUGGGAAAGCGAAAAACAAGCGAGCGCUUGCUCCUUCGCAAGGCUACAACAAUCCAGCACAUCAGAGAAAGCGACAACAAUACGAAUUGCAGUCUCAAGUGAUAAGAAGAGGUGUUCGCUGUGCCCUGCUACCCAAGGGAAUGCAGAGAGCAGCUCAAAACAAAAGUAAAUGGGACAAAAGCUUGGACUUAUUUGUAUGGUCUAUCGAAUGGUGCGUAUUCUCUCCGCAGGGAGCAAUCGAGAUUCACCAUACAAGUCACAGAAAUAAAGAAACAGACUCUCUUGCCGAAUGCAUAGGGAAAUGGGUUGAGGGAAAAUGCAACGAUAUCUUUAGUGUUGGACAGACAGAGGCUGAUGACGCCAACAAUGUGCCAGGCUCUCUGGUUCAGUCCAAUAGUGAAAAGGUUGAAGUAGUUACUGGAACGGAAGGCUCAAAUGUGCAGAGUGUUGGAGUACCGGAUGAGAAAACACAAAGCGAAAUUAACUGCACAGUCUCAAGUGCUCCUCAAAGCCCACAGAACGUGCAAGCAAAUAUCAAACAAGCGAAAUUGAACUGGAUCUCAUCACUCAAUCUUCAAUUCUACAUUAAAUGGUUCCCACAAGACUCAGAUGUAUUCAAAGAUCCCAAAAAGCUAGUUCCAUUGGACCCUACGAAAAGUAUAGGUGAGCUAUUCAGAGAUAAAAUGGUGGUGGAAUAUCCUACAGUUUACAUCUCGCAAACUAACUCUCCUCUUGGAGAUGGUUUCACACUGCUAAAGCAGAACGCUGAAAAUGGGACUGAGAGUCAGUCAGACUCCGAAAGUGUAGACUCAACCAGUAAUUCUGACGAAGAAUCGGAUAGCAGCUCAUCAAGUGACUCCGAUGAAGGGCCGCCCGAAACUUCAAGCAAAAUCACUCACGUUACAGAAAAGGUCUUGAAUCCAAAACCAUCGAUCGAGCAUAAUACAAAGCUUGUUCAGAGUGCCGUCGAUGAUGAAGGUGACGACGACGAUGAAGACGACUACACACCUGGAAUAUCCUUGGAUUUCCUAGCAGACUGA
Molecule: messenger RNA, 1245 nt
Organism: Lachancea meyersii CBS 8951
Lineage: Eukaryota; Fungi; Ascomycota; Saccharomycetes; Saccharomycetales; Saccharomycetaceae
Source: the annotation of a GenBank genome assembly